This is a messenger RNA of Acanthaster planci (crown-of-thorns starfish), 2152 nucleotides long. RefSeq lists its product as uncharacterized. The record is from RefSeq and is a predicted model, not a curated record. Lineage: Eukaryota; Metazoa; Echinodermata; Asteroidea; Valvatida; Acanthasteridae.
ACAUUCAUAACAUUGGUGGUAUGGGAUAUGGAGCGUUUGUCGUGUCAGAACUUCGAAGUUGUUAACAUCCCCGAAGGAUUGACCUCAAAUUCAUCUUCAAGACAUGACAAUCCAAUUUGGACUGCAGUAAAACAACGAGCUGCUCUCUGCCCCCAUGAGGUGUACAAUGAGAAAUGCUGGUUUGAGCAACAAGAGGCUUUUCCAGAGAAUGUUGUUCAACCACAGCUUGAUCAAUCCCUCUUACUUCAAUAUCAAGAGAUGAUAUGGCACAAUCAUCCUCAUGAAACUGUUCCCCAGUUUGGCAUGACUGUUGCUGAAAUGAGCCACCUUUGUAACAGUGCUGAGCUGCUGUCACCACAUAUGAUUUGGAUGAUGGAACAACUCAACCGUAGCCAGAGGGAUGCAGUCUGUCUCUACCUCCAAGGUUCCCCAGCUGCCUCACUCAUACCCCAUCUCCAGCGGAGAGGGUUGCCACUUCAAUCAAUCAAGCGGCUUGUAGUUAUUGCCAGUGUGGUCAAAGACUCCAAUAAUGCUGUCUGUCUUUCUGAUGAGUCUGGUAGCCAUUGGGUGUUGGUAGUAGUUGACCUCACUGCAAAGGAAAUCUUCUACUGUGAUUCGCUGGCUUGGGAUAUCCCUCCAAAUCUUCUUCAGAGGUUGCAGGAGUAUUGCAAUUAUUUUAACUGUGAGCUGACAGCAGCCUCGGUGGUUUUAUGCCAUGAAGUAGCACUCUUAGGAAAUAAUCAACAUGUUUGUUCUGAUGACUGUAUAAGCUAUUGUCUUCAGCCUCAAAACAGUAAUGCAUCAGGUAUCAUCACUCUGAUCAAUGCUGCUGUGAGUGCUUGCAAUUGGGAGAUGUUCUUCCUCUUGAUCAGCGGAGCACAAACUGCAUGUUAUUUAAACCAACCAAUAGACUAUGAAGUGUAUCUGAGGAAAGUGCUUAUCUGCUGGUUCAUGUCUGGCACCGUAGAUAUGCAGAACAUACAGUUGAAGACAAAAACAGGAUCUGGUUAUCAGUCUCCAUCAGAUAGGAUUUCACAGCAGCCCAGCACAGACUCCGGGAUCAGCAGGGGUAAGGAUGAGGCUGGAGGACACGCUGAUGAAGAAUCACCCCAUCAUAGUACUAAUGGAAUAGAUGUAGAGAAAUGUAUGGCAAGUUCAAAAACUCCUGCAAAGGCAAAGACCCAGAAGGUUAAGCUGGAGUGCAAUAUUUGCAACAAGAUGUUAGGUUCAAGAGCAGCUCUUUUCAAACACAAGAGAUGUAAGCAUCCGGGGCAUGAGUACAGACAAGCCCCUGAGAAGAGUCACCUACACUGCAUAGACUGUGGUCUCAGGUGUUUUUAUGCAACUAAACUCAUUGAACAUUAUCAGAGCCAGCACGGAAGGCAAUUUUCCAUUGAGAAAAAAAAGUUUGCCACUGAAGCAGAAUUUCAGUCUUGGAAGAAAUGGGUUGAGAAGAAGUCCAUGGCCUUGUUUGUUCAGCAGAGUGGGAAACGCUUUACACCCACAACAUUGGUCAGAAACUUCCGCUGUAAUAGGUCAGGAUUUUACAUCUCCAAAGGCCGGGGUGUGCGGAGUUUGAAGUCUCAAGGCUCUGCAAGAAUAAAUGCCACCUGCCCGGCAUUUAUCAAAUCCACUAUGGACCGUACCUUGCAAAGUGUGGAAGCAGAAUUCUGUUUGGAUCACACCCACGAAUGUGAGGUUAAACACUUGCAUUUGUCGUCGGAUACCCGGAAGAUGAUUGCUGAGAAACUUGUGCGUGGAGUCAGCAUUGAUGCCAUUAUUGAAGAGAUUCGCCUGAGCUGCACCUCCACAGACAGGGAGCAUCACAUUACAAGAAGAGAUGUUAUGAAUGUCAAAUUGACUCUAAAUGUUGAAGUUGACUCAAAACUAGAGUCUGCAUAUUUCACAAAAAUCAAUUUGGCUAGAAAGGAAGCAUUGAAAUCAGUUGAGGAAGUUACAAGUCUGAUUAAAACAUCGUCAUCAAUGGACAUCCUGAGAAACAUCCUAAGACACUUGCAUUAUGCAGCAGGAGCUAGCAGGGGUGUGGAGGCCAUGAAUAACGAUCAUGAUUAUCAAGGCUGUUCCUGGAAUCAGAGCUGUUAAAAAGCUUCAAAGGGUACUUUAUCAGAGCCAUUCUACUAGUGUGCUUUUG